This is a messenger RNA of Achroia grisella, 1440 nucleotides long. Its product is annotated as erlin-2-like. Gene Ontology annotation, molecular function: cholesterol binding; ubiquitin protein ligase binding. The coding region runs from base 245 to 1210 and encodes 321 amino acids. Gene Ontology annotation, cellular component: endoplasmic reticulum; endoplasmic reticulum membrane. The transcript has 7 exons. Gene Ontology annotation, biological process: SREBP signaling pathway. The record is from RefSeq and is a predicted model, not a curated record. NCBI's taxonomy places the organism in Eukaryota, Metazoa, Arthropoda, Insecta, Lepidoptera, Pyralidae.
UCCCAAAAAGAAAUGCUAUUCAAACGAAACUUUUGCGGAAUUUAAUUGUUUAAAUAAAAUUAGUGUUGAUUAGAGUUAAAAAUUGAAAUAUUUUAUUUCAAAUAAUUAAACUACAAGCACAGCAUUCGAUCAGUGGUUGGCCGUCUAUUGAGUAUCACUGGUAUCUAUUAUUAUAUUGGCUAUUUCUUCAUCUUUCAUCAUACCGCUAUUAUUGAGUGUACACUUGGAUUUGUGGAGUCCGGCUAUGGCGGAUCAGUCGUCAGUACUAGCGUUGGUAAUUUUAGCGGUAGGAGUUACUGUCCACUUUUCGUUGCAUAAAGUAGAGGAGGGCCAUGUAGGAGUUUAUUAUCGGGGAGGGGCACUUCUUCCAGUAACAAGCCAACCUGGUUUUCACAUGAUGAUACCUCUUUUAACAUCUUAUAAAGCUAUACAGACAACUCUACAGACUGAUGAAGUUAAAAAUGUGCCUUGUGGUACCAGUGGUGGAGUGAUGAUAUAUUUUGAGAGAAUUGAAGUUGUUAAUAAGUUGGAACCAAGCAGUGUUCUAGAUAUGGUGCGUAAUUUUACAGCAGAGUAUGAUAAAACAUUAAUAUUCAACAAAGUGCAUCAUGAGCUGAAUCAAUUCUGCAGUGCACACUCUUUACAUGAAGUUUAUAUUGACCUGUUUGAUCAGAUUGAUGAGAACUUAAGGACUGCUUUACAAAAAGAUUUGAAUGAAAUGGCACCUGGGUUAAGAGUGCAGGCAGUUAGAGUAACCAAACCAAAGAUUCCAGAAGCAAUCAGGAAAAAUUAUGAACUUAUGGAGGCUGAGAAAUCUAAACUGCUUAUUGCAGCACAACACCAAAAAGUUGUAGAGAAAGAAGCCGAAACAGCUCGUCGCAAGGCAGUCAUUGAAGCAGAGAAAGAAGCCCAAGUAGCUAAAAUUCAGUAUGAACAAAAAAUUAUGGAGAAAGAAUCAUUGCAAAAAAUUGAGCUGAUUGAGGAUAGUAUUCAUAAAGCUAAACAACAAACUAAAGCAGAGGCAGACUACUAUCACUUGAAGAAGCAGGCUGAAGCUAACAAACAGCUUUUGACUAAAGAAUAUUUAGAGCUAAAAAAGUAUGAGGCACUUAGUUUAAAUAAUAAAGUCUAUUUUGGAAGUGAUAUACCAAAUAUGUUUUUACAGGCCAAUGUUGGAGAAAGUACUCAAAAAAAUGUCCUUGUUGAAUGAGUUUCACUUUUCUAUAUGAAGCUAGUCAUUGAAUAAUUUAUCUCAUUUGAGUUUAUGGAACAAUUUUUUUUGUAAAUAAAAUAUCAGUAGUAUGAUUGUGAUAUAUUUUUAAGGGAAUUGAUUUAUAACAAUUAUUUCAUGACUGAGAUUUUGAAUAAAUAUGUGGCAAAAAUUGACUUAAGUUUUUUAGCUGGUGUGUUGCAAUACUGGUGUAUAUUUAUAGCUUUUCU